Cylindrotheca closterium is the source of this 648-nucleotide messenger RNA. Lineage: Eukaryota; Bacillariophyta; Bacillariophyceae; Bacillariales; Bacillariaceae. The record is from the annotation of a GenBank genome assembly.
AUGGAUAACAAGAACAAGCCAUGUGCCCUGGCAUCAUUCAUGAAGUUGCUGAAAUCACAAUCUCUUUCGAACGUAAAGGAGAUUGUCAUCGUCGAUGAUAAUGCAAGAAGGAGAAGGUCUUCUUGCCGAAGACUUGGCAAUGCGUUAAAGGGCGGCGCGAAGUGCCCUCAACGACGCAGCUUUCGCAAGUCACAACGCUGGGAGUCUAGUACUUCUUCCUCAUCCCUAGGUGCUGCUGCUCCUUCCUCAGCAUCUGCACUGGCACCGGCUGUGAACAAGAAGGAAGCACCAAUGAAGAGACGAGUCUCCGGUAUCUUCUGUCCUCAAAGAAGAGCCUCCAUUGAACGAAGAGAGUCGAUAGACUCGGAUACCUCUGUUUGCUCCGCUGCCUCUGCUGAUCUUGCAUUCUUGGAUCAGAGCUCACCAGCACCAGCACCAGCAGAAGAACCGGCUUUGGAACAACCACUCCCAGCCUACAACAUUGCUUUGCAGAUGAUCAGCCAAAAGUAUGCGACUCCUACUUCUGCGGCUACAGCACUGACACCGCCAACACGACGACCAUCCUAUGGAGAUAUUCAAUCCAAAGGGUCGUCUCACCAACAACAACAAGCUAAACAGCAAGGGAGGGGUUCUGGAAUCAAACUGUAA